This is a messenger RNA of Limanda limanda (common dab), 2367 nucleotides long. RefSeq names its product NLR family CARD domain-containing protein 3-like. The record is from RefSeq and is a predicted model, not a curated record. Lineage: Eukaryota; Metazoa; Chordata; Actinopteri; Pleuronectiformes; Pleuronectidae. The annotation marks the transcript as partial. The transcript has 5 exons.
ACUGCAGAGAGGGGGAGGAGCCUCCAGUGAAAGUGUUCAGACUGGUUCUAACUUCAAGCAGCAGACGCAGGAGACGUGAAGUCUGAGGCUGCUCGCAGUGUUUUUCCUCUCAGACUGAAGAUGAGUGGUUAUGAGGAGGAAGAGGACAGAGCCGAGUCUCCAGGGUUCAGCUGUGUGUCUCUGAAGAGUGACUGGUCCAUGAAUCAGCCUCCAACCUUCAGUGAAGAACCUGGACCCUCACACACAGAAGGUCAGGACCAGAGACUGAGAGCAGAGUCUCCAGGGUCCAGCUGUCUGUCUCUGAAGAGUGACUGGUCCAUGGAAGUUCCUCUACACUUCAGUAAUGAACCUGGACCCUCACACACAGAGGAGAGGAAGAGGAGGAGUCAUGUUUCUGAGGAGGAGCAGUCGUCCUGCUGUGCUUCGUGUCAGGACGUCCUGAAGGAUCCAGUCUCCACCAGCUGUGGACACUGGUUCUGCAGACAGUGCAUCACCUCAUACUGGGACCAGUCUGGUUCUUCAGGAGACUCCUCCUGUCCCCAGUGUGGACAAAGAUCCAGAACAGGAGCUGGAGCAGAUCGUGGUCUGCAGGAGGUUUUAGAUGAACAUCAGCUCAGUGUGAGGAGGAGAUGUGAACAUGUGACUGAAGGAAGUGAUGAAACAGGAAGUAGAACCCUCCUCAACAGGAUCUACACUGAGCUCUACAUCACAGAGGGACAGAGUGAAGAGGUUAAUACUCAACAUGAGGUGAGGCAGCUUGAGACGGCUUCCAAGAAGAAGAUCCUCCACGACACUCCCAUCAGGUGCCACGACAUCUUUAAAGCCUACACUGACCAGCAGAGCAGCAUCAGAGUCGUCCUGACCAACGGCGUCGCUGGCGUUGGAAAAACCUUCUCGGUGCAGAAGUUCACUCUGGACUGGGCCGAGGGUUUAGAGAACCAGGAUGUGGGUCUGCUGACUGUGCUUUCGUUCAGGGAGCUGAACCUGGUGAAGGACCAGCAGCACAGUCUCCUCACGCUGCUCCGUGUUUUCCAUCCAGCGUUACAGAAGCUCACGGCAGAGACGCUCGCUGUCUGUAAACCUUUGUUCAUCUUUGACGGCCUGGAUGAAAGCAGACCUUCUCUGGACUUCAACCACAGCGAGCUUGUGUCUGAGGUCACACAGAGGUCAUCAGUCAACGUGCUGCUGACAAACCUCAUCCGGGGGAAUCUGCUUCCCUCGGCUCUCGUCUGGAUAACCUCCAGACCUGCGGCGGCCAAUCAGAUCCCUCCUGCUUGUGUUGACAGGGUCACAGAAGUACGAGGCUUCACUGAGGCCCAGAAGGAGGAGUACUUCAGGAGGAGAUUCAGUGAUGAAGAGCUGUGCAGCAGAAUCAUCUCACACAUCAAGACGUCCAGGAGCCUCCACAUCAUGUGUCAAAUCCCAGUCUUCUGCUGGAUCAGUGCUACAGUUCUGGAGCACAUGUUGACCACAGACCAGAGAGGAGAGCUGCCCAAGACCCUGACUGACCUGUACUCACACUUCCUGCUGGUUCAGACAAAGAGGAAGAACAACAAGUACGGUGAGGGACAUGAGACGAGUCCACAGCAGCUGACGGAGGCUGACAGGGACGUUCUCCUGAAGCUGGGGAGGCUGGCACUUAAACAUCUGGAGGAAGGAAACAUCAUGUUCUACCAAGAAGACCUGGAGCGGUGUGGUCUUAAUGUCACAGAGGCCUCGGUGUACUCAGGAGUUUGUACUGAGAUCUUCAGAAGAGAGUGUGUGAUCUUCCAGAAAUCAGUCUACUGCUUUGUUCAUCUGAGCGUUCAGGAGUUCCUGGCUGCAGUCUACAUGUUCCACUGUUACACCGAGAGGAACACAGAAGAACUCAAGAACUUCUUGGGAACAGAUGAGGACACAGACAGUACCUCCUCCCUGGAUAACCUCCUGAAGAGAACCAUGGAGAAAUCCCUCUGGAGUACAAAUGGUCAUCUGGACCUGUUUGUUCGCUUCCUUCACGGCCUCAGUCUGGAGUCCAACCAGAGAGUCUUAGGAGGCCUGCUGGGUCGGAGAGGGAACAAUCCAGAGAUCAUCCAGAGAGUCAUCAACAACCUGAAGGAGAUGAGGACUGAUGACAUUUCUCCUGACAGAAGCAUCAACAUCUUCCACUGUCUGACUGAGAUGAACGACCACUCAGUUCAUCAGCAGAUGAAACAGUUCCUGACGUCAGAGAACAGAUCAGAGGAGAAACUCUCUGGGAUCCACUGCUCAGCUCUGGCCUACAUGCUGCAGAUGUCAGAGGAGGUUCUGGAUGAGUUGGACCUGGAGAAGUUCAACACAUCAUACCUGGGUCGACGUAGACUGAUCCCAGCUGUGAGGAACUGCAGG